AUGUUGAAGCAUUUUCGUGGAAGGAAGAACCGCUGUUACAAGCUGGCAGUACGAAGUGUUCGGAGAGCUUUUGUGAAGUCCACGAAGGCCAGAAGAGAGAAGAAGAGAUUCCUAAGAGCGCUCUGGAUCACAAGGAUUGAAGCAGCUUCCCUUGAACAUGGUUUGAAAUACCCAGCUUUUAUAAGCAAUCUGAUUAAGUCUCAGGUGGAGCUGAACAGGAAAAUGAUUGCUGAUUUAGCUAUUUAUGAGCCAAAGACAUUCAAGUCCCUAGCUGCUUUAGCCCAGAGAAGGAGACAAGAAGGCUUCCUUGCUGCUCUUGGAGAUGGAAAAGAACCAGAGGGGAUAUUUUCACGUAUUGUGCAUCACUAUUGAUAGCAAAAUAAUUGGUGGAUGCGCAUUGUAAACAGGAACUGCAGAGGCUGCUGUGAAACUUGUGCCUGUGGAGCAAAAUUCUCCAAAGCUGCCUCUAACAAGGAGGGAAGAGGGGGCAAGUCUUAGACAGGAAGCUUGUGUUUCUGUCUUUUUCUUUCUUCCUCCUCCCCGUGUUGUUCUGACUAAAACCCAUGGGUUUAAAAAUUGCCAUCCAAAGUUGGUGGCAAGCCAAGCCUAUAGAAGUUACAUGUUAAUGAGAUACACAUUAUGGAUAUUUCUUCUGUUAAGGAGUUAAUAAAGAUUUUUUUU
Nothoprocta perdicaria is the source of this 681-nucleotide messenger RNA. RefSeq names its product mitochondrial ribosomal protein L20 (gene MRPL20). Gene Ontology annotation, cellular component: ribosome. The record is from RefSeq and is a predicted model, not a curated record. NCBI's taxonomy places the organism in Eukaryota, Metazoa, Chordata, Aves, Tinamiformes, Tinamidae. Gene Ontology annotation, biological process: ribosomal large subunit assembly; translation. Bases 1 to 372 code for a protein of 123 amino acids. The transcript has 4 exons. Gene Ontology annotation, molecular function: rRNA binding; structural constituent of ribosome.